UUCACUCCCACACCACUUGGCAGCGCGCGAAGCCAAUGGCCGCAUAAACGGCCAGAUUGCUCCGUAGCGGGCCAUCCAUUGACUGUAUCUGUUUUGGCCGCAAGCUCUUGAAACACUCGUUUCCGAACCGCACUUGAGCUCGGAAACCUAGCUUUGAACCUUAACAUUCCGCCAUCGUUUUUGAUUCUCGGGCCUCGUCCCCCGCCCUCCCACAACCCCUCCCUCUCUCUUCGUUCCACCUCUCGCUGUCGACCUUGCCAUCAACUACAUAGUACGCGAGUGCACGACGACAACACCAUGCCCGAUCUCAACUCGAUCCCGCCGUCCCCACGCACCCCCGCAGCUCCACCCCAUCGUUCCUCCUCCCAACAGACGUCGGCACCACCCGCACCGGGCUUUUCUUCGCUUAACGUUCUCCCCUCGAACCAGAGCGCCGUGAACGCGUCUGCUUCGUCGAGUCUGCCCUCCCCGACCCUUCUGCCGCCAACAUCAUUUGCAGGGCCUUCGAUGGGCGACAACACUGGCGUAGGGCCAGGCCCGGGACCCCUGCGGCAUCCCCGUCCCCUGACGGCUGCCGACCUCCACCUGCAGCUGGAAAAGGAACAAGAGGCAGUCGUCAACCGCCUCACACGCGAGCUGUCCAUUCUCCGCGCCGCACACAAUGCCUCGGUUGCCUCGAACGCUUCCUCAACCUCGGCCAGCGCCUCGGGUACCGAGCCCGGCCCGUGGGGAGGAGACAUGGCCCAACCCGGCCUAGGCACCAACCACUACCAGCCGAUACGCCACCAGCGCACCUCUUCGAGCGCCAGCGCCCGCAGCCUGGCCGCCAACGCCGGCUCCGUGUCGGCGGCCUCCCUCGCCGGCAUCUCCUCGCCAGCGCCCGUCCGUCCCGCCGCCCAGCCCCCGAUCGCCAUCGGCGGCGUCUCCCUCAGCAGGCAGAACAGCAGCGCCUCGCGCCGCAGCCGCACCGGCUCCCCCUCGCCGGCGCCGCCCUCCCUCUCCGGCAGCUACCCGCACCACGGCCACGAGCCGGGCUCCCUGCCUGGCUACUUCAACGCCCGGGUACCUACGCGCAGCACGCAAUCGGGCGCCAGCACCUCCUCGGCACUGCCCACCCCGGCCUCCGCCACAGCCACGACGACCACCACUGCCGCCACGACGGGGGGCGAGCUGUCCCCCGGCAUCUUGCCGGCCACGUCGCGGUACGAGGAGACGGCAUUGCGACGCGCCGAGCUGGAGGAGUACAAGCGCGAGAACGAGGCCCUGCGCCGCCGCGUCCGGGAGCUGGAGCGUCUGCUGCGGGAAGCAAUGCUCCUCAAGGAGGCCGGCGGCGUUCCGCAACAAGGGCAGCAGCAACAGCAGCAACCGCAGCAGGAGCAGGAGCAGGAGCAGCAGCACGACCAGGAAACGACCAGGCAGAGGGCCGUUAGUGCGGCCAGCGCUACGCGCAGUGCGGUUGGGGUAGGGGUGCCGGAUGAGGAGGUCCGGGUCGGGGAGAGCGCGGCCAGCAGUGCGGUUGGGGCCGGCAGGGGUCGCGCGAGGGCGAGGGAGUGAGCCUCCCGUUACUUUUUAUGUCACGCCUUGAAACUGCCCUCGGCCUCCGUUUUUUUUUUUUUUCCUUUGCUUGGCCGCCUCGUUUUAUAUUUUCUUUCCUACUUUAAUGUCUUUCGUCUGUCUUCCUGCUCUGUUCUUCCCUUCCAACCACCCCAACCAAACUUACGGCGCGGCUUGGAUUAGGACUAGGUUAACUACUGGUAAACGGGACAAAUUGAAAAUCUGUUUCAUGGUUCAAGUCUAUAUUUCUUUGCCAGUCUAAUUAAAUACCCUAGCCAAUUUGCUUGCGCCGCGAAACCCGUACAUUCCAGGUAUGUAUGUACGCCAAGUCCCUCCUAUGCUAAGUACUAUGGUACUCCGUAUGUAUUAUGGGUAAGUUUGACCCCCUGACCUUGUUG
Messenger RNA from Thermothelomyces thermophilus ATCC 42464, 1952 nucleotides. RefSeq lists its product as uncharacterized. The record is from RefSeq and is a predicted model, not a curated record. The coding region runs from base 298 to 1554 and encodes 418 amino acids. The transcript has 2 exons. Lineage: Eukaryota; Fungi; Ascomycota; Sordariomycetes; Sordariales; Chaetomiaceae.